AUGGACGCAACCACGCACACCCGCACACGGCACACGCACACGCAUCACGCACACCCGUCUCAGCAACGCACACUCCAGCCACACCACACGCACACGCACAGCGCACAACGCAACCACGCACGACAGCACACGCACACGCACGAACGCACACGCACAACGCACAACGCAACACGCACUACGCACACGCAACACGCAACACGCACGACGCACACGCCACCACGCACACCGCACACGCCAACACGCACACGCACACUGCACACGCACACCACACCCCACACGCACACCCACACGCACACCCAGAGCCCCAUCUCGCACUAUCCCACACGCACACCCACACGCACACGCACACCCACAACCGCACGACGCUCACGCACACGUCACACGCACAGUCGCACACGCACACGCACACGCACACGCACACGCACACGCAACGAGCGCACAGAUCGGCACACUGCACAACACGCAACACUCUCGUACGUCCUCGCACAACUUGCCCAUACACGUCACACGCACAACACGCACUCACACGCACACGCACCACGCACCACGCAACACGGCACACGACAACGCGCAACACGCACACGCACACUACGCACACGCCCGCACACUACACACCACAACCCGCACACGCGCACACGCAACACGCACACGCACAGCGCACAUCCGCACACACGGCACACGCACACGCUUGCACAACCAACACCGCACAUGCGGCAUGCCAACACGCACACCACAAGCACACGCACACGGCCACACGCACACGGCACAAAGACGCACACGACGCACACGCACACCGGCAAACUCACGACGCCACACGCACACCGCACACGCACACCGCACAAACGCACGACGCACAACGCACACACGCACAAACGCAACAACGCCACAGACGCGAGACCACCUAAAGCGUCCAUCGCGUCCGCCACGACGCACACGCCAACACGCAGCGAACACACACGCCACCCGCACACGCACACGCCCACGAGCGCAAAGACACGCACACGCACCAACGCAGCAGACGCACAACGCACACGCACCAGCACGCACAGUGCCGCACGACAACGUCAUCAACGCACACGACACUCACACGCAACACGCACACGACAUACUACCGCACUAGAGCCGCACACCGAUCACCACGCAAACACUGCCACACUGCACACGCACACGCACACGCACACCGCAACACCCGCACCCCACAUAGCCACGCACACGCACACCACACGCACACAGCACAACAGCACACGCACUCGCCCACGCACACGCACUACGCACACGCAAAACACAGCACAACUGCAACACGCCACAACGCACGACUCACCACGCACAACGCACACGCACACCGCACUCGCACACGCACACGCACACGCACACGCCACACGCACACGCACCACGCAACGAACGCACACCGCAACAGCGCCACACGCACCAACUCAAACAACCCGCACAGCGCACACCACACGCACCAACGCUGCGCGCCUGGGCCGCAACACGCACAUUCGCAAAGCUCUCACGCACACGCACCACGGCACACGCACACCCUUCAAACGCACACGCAAGCACGCACACCACAACCAGCGCACACCACAAUCGCACAAACGCACGACCGCCAAACACGCACACGCACACGCACUCGCCACACGCACAACGUGCCCCCCCCACGCACACGCACAACGCACACUCACUACGCAACACGCACGACGCCACACGGACCCCACACCUCACACGCAACGACGCACAAACAACGCCAUCACGCACACGCCCACACCGCAGCACGCACACGCACGACCACUACGCACACGCAUCGGACGCAACACGCAACACGCACAAAGCACACGCACACGCACACGCACACGCACACGCACACGCACACGUGGUCAACACGCCACACGCACACGCACACGCUUACAACGCACACGCACAACGCACACGCACACCGCACACUGCACAGGUCCCACACGCACACGCACACCGCACUACGCACACGCCACUACACGCACUAACUGCACAAGGCUCACACGUCCACACGCACACGGCACACCCCCCAAAUACGCACAGCGCACACAAGCACACCGCACCACGGCAACACGCACACGCACCCACGCACACGGCACACGACUGCACACGCACACGCACUACGCCAACACGCAACACCGGCACACGCACACGCAACACGCACUCGCAACUACGCACACGCCAACACGCACAACGGCAACACGCACACGCACACGCCAACUACGCACACGCACACGCACACUCAACCACGGAUGGGCCACACGCACACGCAAACACGCACAACACGCUACACCACUACGCACACACGCAACUAACGCCACACGCACACGCAACAUCGCCGCAUCUGACGGCUACAACCGCACGACUCACUACACAGCAGACGCACACCGCACACUCGCACAAAACGCACACGCACACGCACCACGCCACGACACACACGCACACGCACACGCACAACGCACAAACGCCGCACACGCCCACGCACACGCACACGACACACGCACUACGCAGUCAACACGCACACGCACACGCACACGCACUACUGCACUACGCACACAGCACAUAACGCACUAUUACGCACCCGCACACGCACACGCACACGACACACGCACACGCUCAACGCACACCGCACAACGCACGGCCACAGCGCACACGCAACACGCACGCAUCCAUAACGGCACACGCACACGAGCGUAUGCUUUAAGGCCGGUAUCGACAGUGCGAGGCUGCUCGCUGCAAAUGCCUCGUGCCAUCUGCCUCAGGUGUGGAGAUUUGUUGGUUUGCAGUGCAGAAUUGUGUCUUGUAUGGUGCGAGGCAGACAGCGCAGGUAUCCACUUGACGCACAGCUCGGAGCGAGGCACCUUUGAGCACUGCUCUAAAACCGACAAGCACACGGCUCGCCUCACAUUGUGCGACGGGAACGCCUCAUAG
Messenger RNA from Homalodisca vitripennis (glassy-winged sharpshooter), 2946 nucleotides. RefSeq names its product filaggrin-2-like. The record is from RefSeq and is a predicted model, not a curated record. NCBI's taxonomy places the organism in Eukaryota, Metazoa, Arthropoda, Insecta, Hemiptera, Cicadellidae. The transcript is spliced from 4 exons. The coding region runs from base 1 to 2946 and encodes 981 amino acids.